Molecule: messenger RNA, 1194 nt
Organism: Penicillium verhagenii
Lineage: Eukaryota; Fungi; Ascomycota; Eurotiomycetes; Eurotiales; Aspergillaceae
Product: Rcd1-like cell differentiation family protein
Exons: 4
Coding region: 1-1194 (397 amino acids)
Biological process (GO): negative regulation of translation; mRNA catabolic process
Cellular component (GO): P-body; CCR4-NOT core complex; CCR4-NOT complex
Source: RefSeq, a predicted model, not a curated record
AUGCUCCAAGCGCAGAGCCAGCACGUCUUCUCCCACCAGCAUCAGUACCCGCAGGCUGAUCCCGCGUGGCUGCAGCACCAGCAGCAACAGCAACAGCAACAACAGCAGCAGCAGCAGCAACACCACCAGGCCCAGCCGCACCAGCAACACCAGCAGCAGCAUGCCUCCUUGGUCGCUCAGCAACAUGCUCAGGUCCAAGCUGCUGCCGCCGCUGCGCAGCAACAACACUAUGGUCGCUUGGCUAUGAACGGUGGCAACGGCGCCGUAAACCCUGGUCAGGCCUCGGGCGGCAUCGGCGGCAUGGGCGGAGAAGGUUUGGCCAAUGCGGUCUCCAACAUGGAGGGUGCCAUCAGCGAUGAGAAUCGCAAAGUCUUCAUCUGGGUUGCAGAACUUCUGGACCCUGCCCGUAGGGAAGCGGCGCUCAUGGAACUGAGCAAGAAGAGAGAACAGGUCCCUGAGCUGGCUCUUGUGAUCUGGCACUCAUUCGGUGUCAUGACUGCCCUCCUCCAGGAAAUCAUCUCAGUCUACCCCCUUCUGAACCCUUCGCAGUUGACUGCCGCCGCUUCAAAUCGAGUCUGCAAUGCGCUGGCGCUCUUGCAGUGCGUCGCAUCCCACAAUGAGACGCGCACUCUUUUCUUGAACGCCCACAUCCCUCUCUUCCUCUACCCCUUCCUCAACACCACCUCGAAGUCUCGCCCAUUUGAGUACCUCCGUCUCACUUCGCUCGGUGUCAUCGGAGCCCUGGUGAAAAACGAUUCAUCCGAUGUGAUCAACUUCCUGCUUACAACUGAGAUCAUUCCCCUCUGUCUUCGUAUCAUGGAGACCGGAUCGGAGCUCAGCAAGACUGUUGCUAUAUUCAUUGUUCAGAAAAUUCUUCUUGAUGAUAUUGGCUUGGCAUACAUCUGUGCCACAUACGAGCGCUUCUACGCUGUCGGCACAGUCCUCAGCAACAUGGUCGGUCAACUAGUGGACCAGCAAACGGUGCGAUUGCUCAAGCACGUUGUCCGCUGCUUCCUUCGAUUGAGUGAUAACAGCCGUGCCCGAGAGGCAUUGCGACAAUGUCUACCCGAACCUCUUCGGGACGCCACCUUCUCAUCCGUUCUCCGAGACGAUGCAGCCACCAAGCGCUGCCUGGCACAGCUCCUCAUCAACCUCUCAGACAACGUGUCUGAUGGAGCCUCGGCGGCCAUGUAA